Molecule: messenger RNA, 4653 nt
Organism: Cavia porcellus (domestic guinea pig)
Lineage: Eukaryota; Metazoa; Chordata; Mammalia; Rodentia; Caviidae
Gene: Endod1
Product: endonuclease domain containing 1
Exons: 2
Coding region: 99-1601 (500 amino acids)
Molecular function (GO): metal ion binding; hydrolase activity; nucleic acid binding
Source: RefSeq, a predicted model, not a curated record
GCUCGGACUUCCCCUGCCGGCCCGGCGAGGCAGCGCGGCGCGCUCCCGCCCAGCCCAAAGCCCGCGCCGCGGCCGCCCCGCCGCUCGCAGAGGCCGCCAUGGGCACCGCGCGCUGGCUCGCGCUGGGCAGCCUCCUGGCCCUGGCCUGGCUGCUAGAAGGCCGGCUUGUGGGCGACGGGGAAGCCGGCUUUGGGGAAUGCGACAAGUUCUUCUACGCCGAGACCCCUCCUGCGGGGCUGGCGACCGCCUCCCACGUGAAGAUCUGUCAGCGCUUCGAGGGCGCCGCGCGCUUCGCCACCCUGUACAGCCCCGGGGACCGCAUCCCGCUGUUCUCCGCGUUCCGCGCCGCGCGCGCCCCGUCCCGCCGCGCCGAGCAGCGCUGGCUGGUGGAGCCGCAGAUCGAUGACCCCAACAGCAGCUUUGUGGAGGUGAUUAAUGAAGCUGAGGCCAUCGCCUCCAUGAACAAUCUGGGAAGCAAACAAGCCUUGAAUACAGAUUACCUUGAUUCAGACUAUCAAAGAGGACAGCUGUACCCGCUCCCCCUUAACAACGAUCCCCAGAUGGCCGCAUUUGCUCUCACAAAUUCAGCUCCAAUGACCCAGUCCUUCCAGGAGCGGUGGUAUAUGAAUCUGAACAGCCUAAUGGACAGGGCCUUGGUUCCUCACUGUGGCGAUGGGGAAGAUCUGUAUCUACUCACUGGCGCAGUGCCUUCAGACCACAGAGUUAAAGACAGAGUGACAGUGCCUGAGUUUGUGUGGCUUGCGGCCUGUUGCGCUGUCCCGGGAGGAGGCUGGGCCAUGGGCUUUGUCAAGCAUACGCAGGACAGUGACAUCAUAGAAGACGUGAUGGUGAAAGACCUGGAGAAACUGCUGCCAUCGAACCCUCAGCUGUUUCACAACAACUGUGGGGAGACCGAGCAAGACACAGAGAAAAUGAAAAAAAUCUUAGAAAUGGUCAACCAAGUCCAGGACGAGGAGCGAAAGGUGCAGUCCCAAGGGAGCUCUAUUCCCCUCUCCAGCACCCGGAGCAAGACAGAUGCCCUGUUGGCUCCAGAGCCACCUGAGGAAAGUAGCAGCUUUCUGGGGAAAUUCCUGGGUUUCAUCGCUACCCCUUUCAUCAAACUUCUCCAAUUAAUGUAUUACCUUGUGGUAGCUAUCCUGAAGAACAUUGGCUGUUUGCUGUGGUAUGUUACCAAGCAGGUGAUUAACAGCACAGGAAGCUCCCUUUACCAUCUGGGCUCUGCCACUGUUUCGUACUUCGCAGCCAUCGGAGAAGAGCUGGUGAGCAUACCCUGGAAGGUGCUCAAGGUCGUGGGGAAAAUCAUCAGGGCUGUUCUCCGGAUCCUUUGUUGUCUACUGAAAGCUGUUUGCCGCAUUCUGGGCAUCCCUGUCCGAGUCCUUCUGGAUGUGGCCACUUUCCCUGUGUACACCAUGGGAGCAAUCCCAGUUGUUUGUAAGGACAUUGCUGUCGGCCUGGGUGGCACCAUCUCUCUGAUCUUUGACACUGCUUUUGGCACUAUGGGUAGCCUAUUUCAGGUUGUUUUGAGUGUCUUCCAGCGGAUUGGCUACAAGGUUACUUUUGACAAUUCUGGAGAAUUAUAGAACUCAAAAACUAACAUUGUCACAGUGAAUUUGAUUUUUUAAUAGAGGAAGCUGGAAUAUUUUGUCUUUACCAUAGAUUUCUAUUCAUUGUCAGUCAUUAUUUUUUUGACUUGUGUUGAGGGUGUUUGUCUGUUUUUGCAAAGGAAGAUGAUAUAAUUUACCUUUGACAUAAAAUGCUCAGAAUGAGAUUUAGUAACCAGCUGUAUACUUGCAGUUAUAGGUGCAAACUUCCAAGCCACUAAUAACUUCAGUCAUUCACUCUGAUGUACAAAGUAAAACAACUGAAACAUUCUAGGGUUAACUUGUGAUCGGUAGAAAUUACAGCUGAAAGAAGAACUAGAAGGAGGAUUAUUUUCAAACUAAAGGGUUCCUGAGAAAAUGAGAAAGGAAUUUUGUUCUUCACAUUACUCUUUGAGAUUUAAGACAAAACAGAUCUAAAUAUCCUUGGCCAGUUCCUUAACCUUCACUUCUCUUUACCCCUAACUCAGGUGACCUUGGAUGAAGUGCAGAUGAUGCUUGUUUGUUGAAAUAACAUUAUUUUGGAAAUGGACUCUGCUAUAUCUCUUAACUUUCUGUGGUUCUCAAGGAUCUGUUGGGUUUUGAUUUUCUUCCAAAAUUGAAUUUUUGCUGUAUUUUUUCUUUUAGGUUAAUGAUAAGCAUUUUAUGCUUAAUGUGGCAUAACACAGUUUGAAUGCAAGUUUGAAUGGAGUAAAUAGUGCUCAUAGCUGUAAAGAGAAUGCAGGGUGACAGCCCUGCUCUUAGUAGGCACUGUAGAUCCAAAGACAUACGUAUUUAGCCAAGCCUGGAUUAACUUGACUUAAAUUGAAUCACUGGCUGAUAAUUGAGCUCAAAGAAUUACAUGUUAAGGGCAAUAUGAAAAUUCACAUUCUGCAACAUACAAGAUCUUUCUAAUGUAUCAAGUACCUAAUUUAGUAAAACGCUUUCCUUAAAUGAUUAUUUUGGUAUGACUAUGUAGGAAAAAGACAUAAAAUAAAAAAGUCUGGCUAUGUUAGCAAAAAGACGUGUAUCAAAUAUUUAAGAAUCAUUAUUUCUUAGCUUAUUUUUAGCUAUUUAGCUAUUUAGCUAUUAGCUUAUUUUUCUUGAGGCUAUGAAGCAUAUUUAUUAAUGAACGCUAAAUUGGAGAGCUAAUUCCCAAUUUUUUGAUCAAGCAUUUUCAAUUUAAAUUUUGCACUAAAAAUGAUAACAAGAGGAACAAAUUUUGCUUUGCCUUCCACAGCUAGGAUGGGAUCGUCUGAAUUUUUCUGCAGUUCUCUGAAGGGUUGCUGGGAAGUAGGAAGGGCCAUAAGGAGACUGAUCUUGGAGGCAUAAUCCACAAAGCAAAAAAUUGAGGGUCCAGAAAGGGAACAAAUAGAGAAUAAUGUGUUAACCAUUUCUUUGGGGAUGGAGGGUGAGAAACAUAAGUGUAAUGAGUUACACUUUGCAGAAAAAAAUUGUUGCUUUGCCCCAAAGUGGAAUAGCAGCCAACAUCCUGGCAUCCUGGUUACUGUGUGAUGCAUAUCUAGGGAUGUGAGCAUCAGACUUAUCUAGGCUGAUAAACUGAGUGCAUCAAUUUGCUCAAGGAUCCUAAGCCAUGUUUACUAAUACUUUUCUUUGAGUAAAUGAAGAAUGAGGGUUUGCUUUGGGUCCAGUGGGUCAAGAAAGCUGCUAGAUGAAAGAAAAGGAAUCUUAGAAGUGACCAGAGUGACAGUCUUGCCAUCCCACAGUUUAUGAAGAACCUGAGGUACAGGCAGGUGACAGGCUUGCUGUUGCUAGUCUCAUUGCCAGCUGGGAACCGAUCGGGAGCCAAUGCCCCCUGCCACACACCUGGGAUGUCAGAUAUGAAAGUGUGGGCUGCUGCUCUAGACCAUAAGCAGGAUGUUUUUCAUGUAUCAAACAGAUUCCACGUCCUGAAUAACCAAUCAGAAUUGGCAUGUGUAAUGAAAUCAUCAGCAUUCAUACAACAUGAUGCUUACUGAAUGGCAGUAAUCUCUUUCCCUCAGUAAUAUUUGUAUUCAUCAGGGCUCACAGAGGGUACCCAGUGCAGGUUGAGCCCCUAAGCAUUGUGCAAUGACCAAGGCAUCCAAACUGCUUUUCAAGAAUCAUUUGGAAAUAUCUUCUGUCUUACAUCCAGUUGUCUGGUGUCUGUUUAUUUAGUCUCGUGUGGUCUUUUUGGACAUCUGGGAAGGGAUAAUUAAACCAAAAACAUCCUUAAUGUUAGGUAGCUGAGAUCUCAUACUAUGCACAACAGUGUUGGUUGUGCCUCUGGCUCACUGGAACUGGCUGCGCUGGGCUGGAAGCCCCACCAGUCCUGGAUUACUGGUUUAUUUUCAGUGAGCUAUUUGGGUCCAUGAGGUAGAAUUUGGUUACUGAACCCCAUCUCUGGCUUGAAGAUUUUUCUGUGGUUCUGUGAUGUUCUCAGGCCCUAGCAGAAAUCAACCAACUCUUCUUUAUUUAUGGAGCUGAUUUUCUAGUCUGUGGACCAGCCAUGUCUGUGGUCUCCACCUUUCCAUUGUGCCUUUUGCAUGUCAGCUUUCCAUGCUCUCAGCAUCAGCACUUAUACCUAAGAGCAGGCUAGAGUUAGAAGGAGUAACUUGGGUGAAACACUCCUCAUUCAAUUGCUUCUUCAUCUGACAAACUUGCAUUUCUCAUCAAGGCUGCAGAGAUGAAAAAUACAUGGAUUCCAUCUUUAAGGAGUUCAAAUUAUGGUGGAGGAAUGCAUUGUCAAUUCGUAUUUGUCAUACAUCAUGGUAAGUGCUACAGUACAAGUACUAACAGCACACUCUCUGGAGCACGAUGGUAAUGAUGAGCAAAACCAUGGAGCUUAAGGAAGCCUGAACAGAAUAGAACAAAAGUAAUUUGUCAUUUUCAAGCUAUAUACAAUGCUGUGUACCUUGCAGAUGCCCAAUAAAGUAAUUAUUGACAACUUGUUAGCAGUUCUGUAAAAUACCUAAAAGGCGAGAAUCCAAACGGUUGAAAUGAGAUUUGGGGAAGUAUCUGUGAUUUUUUUCAUUUUCUUCUUGAUACACAUUAAAUCAAACAAUUUCCAGUCCCA